Messenger RNA from Effrenium voratum, 1570 nucleotides. Lineage: Eukaryota; Dinophyceae; Suessiales; Symbiodiniaceae. The record is from the annotation of a GenBank genome assembly.
UUGCCCUAUCAUGUUUCCCUGAGCUCACCGGGUCUGAGGGGUGACUUCGUCUAAAUCGGAUGAGCCAUGAGCCGAGCCAAGGCUGGCGUCGCGAUGUGGUGGCCGGCCACCAAGCCAUGGACACCACGGGAGGCAGCACCUGGGAUGCAGCGCAUCGUCUCUGCGAUUUCUUGGAAGCCCAGUGGGGCCAGCUGAUGGCCGACGAGGCACCUCGAGCUGUGGAGCUGGGCGCUGGCACCGGCUGGCUGGGCAUGACCCUAGCGCGCAACGUGGCGACGGCCGGAUGCGUUUGCCUCACCGAGCAGGCGAGCGGUGGGGCCAUGGAGUGGCUGGAGCAGAACCUGUCGGCGAACGUGGCGGCGGGCCUGCCGCUGGAGCCCGUGCAGCUGCAGGAGUUGGAUUGGAGUCGCUGGGCUGCUGGAGAGCCCGUCCAACUGCCUCAGCCACCCGAAGGAUCCUGGGACCUGUUGAUCGGCUCUGACCUCAUCUACUCCCAGGCGGGCGUCCAGCUGCUGCCCCGAGUGCUCCGCAGCUUCGCGGAGGCGUUCCCCCAGCUGACGAUGCUCUACUGCCACACCUUGCAUCGCUUUGACGACUUUGACCUGGAAUUCUGCCGAGAAAUCCGACAGCAAGGUUUGCAGUAUCGAGUCGUCGCAGCCGAGGGCGCCGCCAGGCCGGCGGAGGCUGGUAGCGAUCUGGAUCCGCUGGAGGACGACUGCGGCGGCUUCUUAGAGGAGUUGUUCCCGGAGAAGCGGGUGGUGGUGUUUCAAAUCUCGCUUUCCGGGGACUUCUUGGACUGGUCUCCCUGCCUCGCCAGGACGCAGUCUCCACAGUCGGCCGCGCCGGUCAAAGCGGAGACGCCAGGUGCGACAUCCGACGAUGUGGUCGAGGUGGGCCGUAUACGAGUGCUGCUCCCCUCGGCCCAGGCUGAAGAGCCCGGGCCGGAGACGAUUCUCUUGAGGCUGGUGAAUUUGGGCCCGUUCGGCUCUGGGCAGCAUCCCACCACCGCGCUGAUGCUGCAAGCCAUGCAGGACUUGGAUUGGAGCUCCAUCUCUAGCGCCUGUGACUUUGGCUGCGGAAGCGGCAUCCUGGGCCUGUCUGCCUUGAGGCUGGGUGCGCGCAGCUGCCUGGGAGUGGACAAUGUGCCAGAAGCUCUCACUGCCGCGCAGCAGAAUGCAGAGGCCAACGACUGCCUCCCUCGGCUUCGGCUCCACUUGCCUCCCCUGGAUGUGCUGGACAAAGACUUGGACUUCUACACCCGCUACGGCGACUGGCGCAGAGGGGGCGCUGGCUGGACACCUUUGGUGGUGGAGGAGGAGUUUGAUCUUGUCCUCGCCAACAUUGUCGUGGGCCCGCUUUGUCGCUCCGCUGGCUUAGUGCGGCAGCUGCUGAAGCCCCACGGCCAGGUGUUUCUUGCCGGCAUGAAGCAGUUCCAGCAGCAGCAGGUGGAAGAGGCUUACGAGGACUUCGAGUUGAAGGCGGCCGGCUCCUUGGACGGCUGGGCUCUUCUCCAGGGCCGAUUGAAAGAAAAAGGGCCGCGGCGGACCUCGAGCCUCGGCUUUGCCCGGCA